AUUUUUUCUAUGUCAUAUUUUUUUUGUGAAAACGAAUAGAAAACUUCAAGCAUGGAUAUACAAAUACACAUUCAAGAUUUAGACCAGGAAAAGUCUACUAUACAUUUAAUGCCAUGUAAAAUACAUUUCGAUGGACCAGCUAAUGUUUCAUCCUUUUUUCAACCAUUCAUACAUGAAACAGAUAAUGAAAACUGUAGUAUAUCAUUUCGUGGACGUCCACUCCAAGGAAAGAAAAUCCAAAUUCCUAAAGAUUAUAAAGGUAUAAUCUUUUUUGAACAUAAAAAACCGGCUGUUGAAAACAUACAACGUAAUUUAUAUUCGAACAGCUUCUUCUCAGAAUUUACAUAUUGGAAUUACGACAAGAUACCGUCUAAAAAUGAUGCCUUAGCAGGAGCAUUAGAUUGGAUAGACAUUGCAGAAGCACUUCAUGGUACAGAUAAAUAGCAGAAUUUUAUUUUAAAAAAUAAAUUAAUUUUAUAGAAAUUAAAAAUUUUUACUUUUGAUACAAAAUAUUCAAAUAAAAAGAUUCUCCAAAGCUGACUUGCAAAUUACUUUAUUCUAUAAACGUUGAAGUAUGAUACUUGUAUAUUAAUGAAGUGUACGCAUACAUAUUUUAAAUAUCUUACAAUUGUUUUGCUGUCGGUUAAAAGAGCAUUUUAAAUUAAAUCUUAUUACACGUUUAAUCUAUUCAACUAACCAAGAUGAAAAAGAUGCAAACCAUUUUGUUAUCAAGAUAAUAUGUUUACAGUUUUAGAGCUUAUUGAAUUUUGCUGAUAUAAGAUAUUGCUACAUAUAAUAUAUGAUGUUGUACAUUUAAAUAUGUUUGUACCUCUUUAAGUUAAAAAUAUGUAAAUAUCACCAAGAAAAAUAUCAAAAUGACUGCCUCUAAUCGUAACAAUCUGUAUCGCAUAUAUCACUUUGUGUGAAAUAUAUGAUGUUAUAACAAAAAAAUCAAUAUAUUAGAUAAUCAACAUAAACUAUAACAUAAUUAUUAACAAUGUAUAUAAUUAUUAUAUUGAUAUAUAUCCAAUGAGCUGUUUCACUGAUGUCUAAUAAUGCAAUGUAAUCAGUGACGAUGAUAUUAGAGGUACAAAAUGGUACAAUCAUAUUUUCAGACAAAACAAGAAACUCAUUCAUAUUUGUAUUUACAAUAUUUGUCCCUUUCUUAUCUAAUGAAAUCUAUGAAGAUAUUCUAUUAAUACAGAAAUUGCAAUAAAAGCGUUGAUAAAAGAUAUAUAUGUGAUAUACUACUAAGUUAAUAAGUAGAUGAAUAUCAAAUAACAUCUACUCUCAGUUUUAUCGUAAAGUUAAGAAUUUCUAUAAGAAUUAUUUACAAUGGCUUAAAUAAUUUUAAAUCAAAACAUUAAUUCACACAUAGACUCGUAUCAUAUCGUUUGAAUUGUUAAUGUCUAUUAUAUAUGAAUAACGAAACGUUACAGUUUCAAACAAAAAUUGUAAAUUUAACUGUCUAAAGCAAAAGAAAUAUACUUGUUUGUAAAUUACAAGUACGUAUAAUCGAUAGAUGAUUUGUUUAUGAUUAAAACAUGAUCGUACAAUGUUCGAUCCCGAUAUGUUUCAAAAAGACUUAGCAUCCUUUUUUUUAAACUUUAUAAGAAAGUAA
Molecule: messenger RNA, 1621 nt
Organism: Polistes canadensis
Lineage: Eukaryota; Metazoa; Arthropoda; Insecta; Hymenoptera; Vespidae
Product: ribonuclease H2 subunit C
Exons: 3
Coding region: 52-444 (130 amino acids)
Biological process (GO): RNA catabolic process
Cellular component (GO): ribonuclease H2 complex
Source: RefSeq, a predicted model, not a curated record